UCGGAGAGAGAGAGAACCCGGACAAGGUGAUUGCAAUGCCUCUUUUAACUAAAGCUGGGGCUCUACUUAGGCAGACUGCCAACAGGCAGUCCAUCUAUCACGCAAUAAGAUGCACCUCGUCAAUCGGAACUCAAGAAGCCUCGAAAGGAAAACCCUUUGUCGACAUUGAUACCAGACUCGGAGUCUAUACUUCAAGUGCCAUCCAUACCUUGGCGGGGCAGGAGUUCCAUGGUCCCCAAGUAAGGUUGAAUUCUGCUGCUGGUUUAGGGUUUGGUCAUAAUUCUAUCAUUGGUAGUCAUCAGAACUUUGGUGUUGGUCCGAGAAGAAGCUUUUCCAGUGGAGCUACUGUAAACACUGCAGUUGGAAAAAGUGGGGCAAACACAGCUGAUGGACAAAGCAUGCUUGGAAAAAUUGCAGCGCGUUACCUGCCAAUUGUAACUGUGUUCCCUCACAUAAAUGCAGGGAUCGGAAGCAUUUUGGCGGAUUAUGUCCACCACAAAUUGACCAGAGAAUUUCUCCAUUUAUGUUUUGACCUGUUCAUUUUAAUUGUUGCCAAGAAUCUUUUCUUGGCUCUCGUUUUUUGAGGAAGGUUUUCGGCAGUAGGAGCAAUAAUGGUGCUACACAGUGUUGGCAGCACAAUUUCAGUGUAAGGAGGUAGUAAUAGCUUUUACAGUGGCGGACGAUGUACUUUUUUUUUUUCCAUUUGGGUUGAUGUUCCCCUCCUUGAUCCUGAGACCUUAUUGUUUCAUCUUUGUUGAUGGUGUGUGAGACGAUAUUUUCAUCUUUUGGGAAUCCAGUCAUCUUUUUCUAA
Argentina anserina (silverweed cinquefoil) is the source of this 811-nucleotide messenger RNA. RefSeq lists its product as uncharacterized. The transcript is spliced from 5 exons. The coding region runs from base 36 to 584 and encodes 182 amino acids. NCBI's taxonomy places the organism in Eukaryota, Viridiplantae, Streptophyta, Magnoliopsida, Rosales, Rosaceae. Gene Ontology annotation, cellular component: mitochondrial inner membrane. Gene Ontology annotation, biological process: mitochondrial electron transport, succinate to ubiquinone; tricarboxylic acid cycle. The record is from RefSeq and is a predicted model, not a curated record.